This is a messenger RNA of Drosophila ficusphila, 5402 nucleotides long. RefSeq names its product protein bric-a-brac 1 (gene bab1). The record is from RefSeq and is a predicted model, not a curated record. Gene Ontology annotation, biological process: regulation of transcription by RNA polymerase II. NCBI's taxonomy places the organism in Eukaryota, Metazoa, Arthropoda, Insecta, Diptera, Drosophilidae. Bases 635 to 3523 code for a protein of 962 amino acids. Gene Ontology annotation, cellular component: nucleus. The transcript is spliced from 6 exons. Gene Ontology annotation, molecular function: DNA binding; protein binding.
AGAGCCAUCCAGCCAUCGAGCCAUCGAGCCACAGUCAUAGCCCCUCGGCGACCCUCAGUUUUCCGCACCGAGGCGUCGUGGGCCAUCGUCGUCGUCGUGUGUUAAGUUUGUUUUGAGUUUUUCCGUAUCAAAAUGUGCAAAACGAUUUCAGUCUAAUUCAGACGCUCGUGCUGAGAAGACUUUUGGCCCUGUUUGUUGGCCAUAGAACACACAGAACACAGAGAACACGGAACGCCACUGAACUGAACUGAACUGAACACACUAUAAACCAAAACUCUGGACACACGAAGCGUAACGUAACGAAACGAACUGAACUGAACGGAACUGAAUUGAAAGAACGAGACGGGCUAAUUGCCAAAUGGCCACGUAGUGCGCGUAACGUAACGAAUACGUAAAACACACUUACACAUUAACACAGCGACACACAGACACCCACACACAGAUACUCACAUGUACAUGCCCACUCUCAGUUGAGCGUCGUAAUUGUCGCGGUUUUUUGAAUUCUUUUGAAGAAAUCAAACGCUAUGUGAAGAGCGAGCCGCGUUACGAAACGCGUUAUACGUAUUACGCUUACCGUCUACCGUUAUACGUUAACCGUUAACCGUUGAACGAUCAACGAUCAGCUGUAGACAAAAUGGCGUCGGCGCAGGCGGAAACGAAGGCGUCCGAGCAGGAAACCGUUAAUCCGAGGCAGCGCAAAGGAUCGGGAUCGGGCUCCCCGAAGAGCAAUCGCAGUUCGCCCGCUCAGCAGGAGGAGAAGCGCACGAAGAGCGAGGAUCGCACUUCUCCAAGUGGAGUGGCUUCGAAGGAUGAGGAUAAGGAAACAGGAGGUGGAGCAGGAGGAGGUGGCGGAGGAGGAGGGUUAGCUGGAGGUGGAGGAUCCUCACCAGUGAGCUCGCCGCAGGGCAGGAGCUCCUCGGCGGCGUCGCCCAGCUCCACGUCGCAGCAGUUCUGCCUGCGAUGGAACAACUACCAGACCAACCUGACCACCAUCUUCGACCAGCUGCUCCAGAACGAGUGCUUCGUGGACGUGACGCUGGCCUGCGACGGCCGCUCCAUGAAGGCCCACAAGAUGGUCCUCUCCGCCUGCUCGCCCUACUUCCAAACGCUGCUGGCCGAGACGCCCUGCCAGCACCCCAUCGUGAUCAUGCGGGACGUCAACUGGUGCGACCUCAAGGCCAUCGUGGAGUUCAUGUACCGCGGCGAGAUCAACGUGAGCCAGGACCAGAUCGGUCCGCUCCUCCGCAUCGCCGAGAUGCUGAAGGUGCGCGGCCUGGCGGACGUGACCCACAUGGAGGCGGCCACGGCGGCGGCGGCAGCGGCCUCCUCGGAAAGGGUCACCUCCCCCAAGGAGGGCACCUCCUCCACUUCGAGGACCGAGAACGAGCGGGAGGCCGAGGAGCUGCUGGCCUUCAUGCAGCCGGAGAAGAAGCUGCGCACCGACUGGGAUCCCGCCGAGCUGCGACUCUCUCCGCUGGAGCGGCAGCAGGGCAGGAACGUGCGCAAGAGGCGGUGGCCCUCCGCCGACACGAUCUUCAAUCCGCCCGCACCGCCCAGUCCGCUGAGCAGCCUGAUAGCCGCCGAGCGGAUGGAACUGGAGCAGAAGGAGCGCGAGCGGCAGCGGGACUGUUCGCUGAUGACGCCGCCACCGAAGCCACCGUUGAGUGGCGCCUCCGCUGUGGGCGUGGCCAGUGCCGCCCGGCGAUUGGAGACCGCCAUCCACGCUCUGGACAUGCCCUCGCCGGCCGCCACGCCAGGACCUCUAUCCCGAUCCUCGCGUCCGCACUCGCAGAGUCCCCAGCAGCAGCCACAGCAGCAGCAGCAGCAGGCCCAGCAUCCGUUGCCGCUGCCCCUGCAUCCGCACCACCACGCCCCGCCCGCCCCCCAUCCCGCCCAGGCCUCGGGCACGCCCCACCAUCCGCCCUCGCCCGCCGGAGACUCGCGGUUUCCCCUUGGACCCGCUGCCGCCAUGGCCGCCGCCAUGGAGCUGAGCGGCCUGGGCCAGGGGCCGCCCGCCGAGCCACGCCUCCCGCCCCCACCGCCGCACCACCACGGCGGCGGAGUGGGCGGCGGGGGCGUGGGCGGAGUAGGAGUCGGAGGAGGCGGGGGAGUGGGCGCGGGCGGAGGAUCGUCGCUGGCCGAUGACAUGGAGAUCAAGCCGGGAAUCGCCGAGAUGAUUCGAGAGGAAGAAAGGGCCAAAAUGAUAGAGAAUUCGCAUGCCUGGAUGGGCGCCACCGGAUCCACGCUGGCAGCAGACAGCUACCAGUACCAGCUGCAGUCGAUGUGGCAGAAGUGCUGGAACACCAACCAGAACCUGAUGCACCACAUGCGCUUCCGCGAGCGGGGACCCCUCAAGUCCUGGCGUCCCGAAACCAUGGCCGAGGCCAUCUUCAGCGUGCUGAAGGAGGGACUCUCCCUGUCGCAGGCCGCCCGCAAGUACGACAUCCCGUAUCCCACGUUCGUGCUCUAUGCGAACCGGGUGCACAACAUGCUGGGUCCGUCCAUCGACGGCGGGCCGGACUUGAGGCCCAAGGGACGUGGCAGGCCGCAGAGGAUCCUACUGGGCAUCUGGCCGGACGAGCACAUCAAGGGCGUCAUCAAGACGGUGGUCUUUCGCGACACCAAGGACAUCAAGGACGACAGCCUGGCCGCUCACAUGCCGCCCUACGGUCGACAUUCGGACCUGCCAUUGAGCUAUCCCGGCGCAAGUGGCGCCCUGGCAGGCACGCCCAGCUCCUUGGCCUGUCCGAAUGGCAGUGGUCCGCAGGCGGGCGUGGGUGGCGAGCAGCACAUGUCGCAGGAAACUGCCGCUGCGGUCGCGGCGGUGGCCCACAAUAUCCGGCAACAAAUGCAGAUGGCAGCGGUGGCGCAGCACCAGGGAUCCCAGCAUCAGCCCGUUCCGCCGGGCUUGUUUAAUCUACCACCCCAUCCUGGAGUGGGUGGUGCGAUACCAGCCUCGUCCAUGCAACGCGAUGCCCAUCCUGCCGCCCUCCGAGAAGCGCAAUUCCAGGCGCGGAGCCAAGGAGGUGGCCACAUCGCACAGCAGCUCCAUCUGCAGCAGCAGCAACAGGAGCGUAGACCUUGUGGUUGUCCCUUUGGCCCAUGGCCAUGUCCACAUCACCAUCAUCAGCAGCAUCAUCAGGGCCACCAGGUGGCCCACAAGGCCGGUUUCGGUGCCAGUUCCAGUUCCUCCACCUCCUCCUCGAUGGGCCAGCAUCCGCCCAAGGCCAAAGGCAGUCCGCUGCGCAGCGAAACGCCGCUGCUCCACUCCCCGCUCGGCGAUCUCGGCCUGAACAUGGCCGGCUACAAGCGGGAGUUCUCGCCCAGCCGCCUCUUCGCCGAGGACCUGGCCGAGUUGGUGGGCGCCAGUGUCUCAUCUUCCUCGUCCUCGGCGGCGGCGGCGGGAUCUGCUCCACCGGAAAGGUCGGCGGCAGGAUCCUCGGCAGCAGCGGGCGCCGAUGCGCCCAGUUCCUCCAGCAGCGGUGGCAUCAAAGUGGAGCCCAUCACCACCACUAGCGAGUAAAGAGCGGAUGAAAUGAAGCGAAUGAUAAGUGAGAGUUAUGAAAGGACAAUGAGUGAAAGCAGGCCAACUAAAACCAGAAGCUCUAGCAGCUUCACUUGGCAUAUGUGCACCUAUAACUUGGUUAAUUUACUUAGUUUUAAUUUGUGAAACGAUUACCAAUGUAAAGUUUUUUUUAUGUUGUCUGAAAGGCUGAGUUAAAGUCAAGUUAUUCCGUAUAAAAUCAGCAAAUUAUAUUAUAUAAACUUAAUCGUUCAUAAAAAAAAGGGGAACCAUGGUUCAAAAUAUAUCCGCAUUUCGUUAACCCGCUCCGUUUAAUGUGAAAGACAUGUAAAUAAACUAAAUUUAAGGGAUAAGUCAAAUUAAAAGGUUUCUUCCUUCAACUAAUGUAUUCCUUUGACAUCAGACAUUUCCUAAAAUUGGUAUGUAAACGAAUUUAUGCAUAAGCUUUAAACGAUUAUUCAAGUUAGCCGAGAUAUAUGUGAACAUAUGCCACUUUUCCUCUAGUUUCCACGCGAUCUUCGUCACUUAGUUUAUAUUCCUAGCGUACUUAUUGAAUCAAAAUUGAAAGUAUUAUUAUGUUAUAGUCCAUCAGUCUAACUAAAUAAAUAGCGAUCGAUCUCUUUAGUUUUAAGGAGCAGCGGAAGUGAAAGGAGAACACCCGGAACAUUCCACACACCAAACGGUAAUGAAAUUUAAAUUUAAAUCGAAAUCGAAAUAGCAACAGAAACCAACCCCAGCAGCAUAAUAUUAAUUAAAUGAACAAGAAAUCAAAAGAGUUUAAGUGUAUUUAACUUGGUAAUUGUGUGCCCGACUUUUGUUUAGUCUAUAAUUUACACGAAGCGAGAAUGAAAAAAUGUACAAAAUUAUUGAAAAAGAGAAAAACGAAGCACUUGGAAUGGCUUCAAACGCAAAUGGAAUCAACUAAAUUUAAUGUUUAGGCUUAACGAAAAAAAGAAAUUCACAAAAAAUGCCUUUCGGAAUUAAAUUCAGCGAUGAAUACACCGCAAACAAAAUUUGUAAAAAGAAUGAAACAAGAAACAAAACAAGUGAACGUUUUUUAAACAUAUUUAUACAAGCGAAAUUUUUAGACAAAAUUUAGAAGCAAAAUUUUUUAUAACGACUGCUGCUGCGAACCGAUUGAACUUGCGGCCCUUGAUUUGAGAUUAUUGGAUCCCCAACGUAGUCCCUGAUUAUUAACCCCCUAAAGCCCCCACUAGAUCCCCUUCUAAAGUGCCUUUUCUAGCCUUAAUUUGGACUCUGCUCCACUUCUGUCCCGGCCGAAAGUCAGUCCGCGGUCUCGCAGCAGGAUUCGUUGGUUUAUUUGACAAGUCUGGCGACAUUAUGAGGAUUGAAUAUCGAGAAGUCAUACACAUAUAUUAUACUUAGUUUGACCCCUUUAGGCAUACUUUCGGCAGCGUUUCGUUUGGCAAGCACACAAUUGAUUAAUCGGACAAGAGUUAAUUACGAUAAUGGAUAAACACAACUAUUUUUGCAUACGCAAAAACAUCUACCAUAGCCAUAGCCCGUAUAUAAACACACACGAUAUAUAAGUAUCUAUGUAAUCCCCGGUCCCCCCAAUAGACUUUGAUGUUCCACACACGUAUCGAAACUUAACGAAUUACUUUCGGAAUAGGAUGUAAUAUAAACAAUGGCAAGAGCAAGAGUUAGCGGUUAAAAAUCUCCUGGAUAUGUGUAUCUUUAUACGAUCUGGACCAGCGUCCAAGUCCAAGUCCAAAACUCAACAUUUUCUAUCAACUUUAGUGCAAACUUUAUGUUCAAAUUAACUUUAAAUGUCGAAAUGAAUGUUCUAAUUAAUCCAAGAAAACAAAAAGCGAAAUGCGAAAAAUGAAAAACCGAAACGAACAAAAGUAUUUUAUAA